CCAUUCUCUCCCUCCUCAGUCCACUUCUCCUCCCAAACAGAGCAAGAGCAGACAAUACGGCGGCUGGAAAACACCCAAGAAGAAGAAGAAGAAGAAUCGAGAAGGGGAAAUGGCGGAAUCGAACUCGUACGAGGAGCAGCGCCGGAGGCAGAUUGAGGAGAACCGCCGGAAGCUGGAGGAGCUCCGCCUGCACCACCUCUCCGCCGCCGUCCGCGAGGCCGCCGCCAGGCCCAAGCCCAACCCCAAGCCCAGGCCGAAGCGCAAGGCCCCGGAGCCCGGCGAUCUCCGGCGGUCCGGCCGCGUCGCCGGCCUCCCGGAGCAGCCCAACUACCUCGAGGGCGCACUUCAGCGCGACUACCGUGGAGUGUACGAGGCGUAUGCCGCUUCGAAAACGCCGACCGCCGAGGAGAGGGCCGGCGCCGUCGCCAAGGCCGAGGAGCUCAAGCGCCGGAUCCACCGCAUCCGCUGCCCCGCCUUCGUCAGGCCCAUGUCCCACGAAUGCGCCACCAGAUCAAUCCUGAUGCAAAUCCCCAAGCACUUCAUCGAGUAUCUCCCGGCGCACGAUGAGGCAGCCGUCUUGGUGGACGAGGCGGAUGACGAGUUCCACAUGAUGUACAAUGCCCACAGAAAGGGCAAACACUGUCACUACUACCUCGACAAGGGGUGGAGACGGUUUGCUGCCGACCAUGACCUUGCCGAUGGCGAUUGCUUGGUUUUCCACAUGACGGAGAGGGUAAAGUUCAAGGUCUACAUUUUUAGAGCAAACCCAGACUAUGAAAGCGACCAAACUUCCGAUGACUCUGAUGAUGAAGAGUAAUAAAGAUGUGUGCUUCCAAUACAAUGUUUGAUCGGAGCAGUUUGUAGGAGAAGCACGCUCUCCGCUGAUGUUGGAAUCGGCUACCGCGAUUUUGUGCUGGUUGCGUGUAGAGUUGCAAUCUCAGACCCUGCCAUUGUAGCAGACCUGCAUUAUAACAUAGGUUUGAUAGGAGUAGCAGGUAACAGCGCGUGGUGCGGACCUUGUAUUGGUUGAAUUAUAUGAUUGUAGUCUGAUGAUGGUCUCGAGUGCAUUUUUUCGUGGCUGUUCCUGUUUGUUUUUGGCUACUAAAAUGAUCAUCCUCUUGAUCUUGAGUUCUUGGACACGGACCCCCUGGAUAGUGAUCAUCCUCUUGACCUUGAGUUCUUGAGCGUGUGGAUGAGGGCUGCAGGGCGCUUUUCUGGGCUGGUUCUGACGAUAUUCAUGGUGGGAAAUGUCCGGUGGCUCGGCAGAAAUUCUGCAGGGCAAAGUGUCUUGGUGGCUUGGGAGUAAUCGACUUGAACUUGCAGAGUCUGGCAUUCCAACUGCAAUGGGCUUGGCUGAAGCGCAUAGAUCUGGCUGCUAGACCUUGGCAAGGGUGGGUUGCCCAUGCCCUCGGAUCUGAAGGUGGAGGCCUUUUUCUGCAGUUUGGUUCAUUGGAAGUUGGGUUCUGGCGACAAUGUCCUCUUCUGAAAUGAUCGCCGGAUCAAUAGGACAUGCGCCGACGAUAUUGCUCCAAUCGUCACGGCUCAGGUCAAUGCUAGUACAGGAGUCCGGUUAGGGAGGCGGCACAUUCGCAUUUCUGGAUGUGCCAAAUGAGCUCCCUACCAAGGGCUUGGUGCACUUCAUUCAGUUAUGGGAUUCAGGCGAUUCCUAGGAUGAAGGAUGUGGCGCUCUGGAAGUGGAGCAGCACUGCUACUUGCCUAUUCAUUCGCCUCUGCUUGCUUACCAGAUGCUCAACGAGGGGGCCAUCAAAUAUUCAAAUUUGCUUGUGCCAAGGCUAUUUGGAAAUCUUGGGCGCCUCUUAUAAACUGUAAAAAAAUUACUUGGCUUGCACUUCACUAUCGUCUAUGGACCUCUGAUUGUCGGCUGAGAAGAGGGCUGCAGGAACAUCCAUCCUUGUUCAUGCUUCCUGUGCGACCAAGAGGAGGACACCACUGACCAUAUUUUGAUGCAAUGUGUUCGUGCUAGGAAGGCGUGGCUUGAUGUUUGCAGGCUACACAGCUGGAUAGUUCUCUGGUUCCUAGGAUGACUGAUAAUCUACGUACAUGCAAGAGGAUCCAUAAACAUUACCGCUGUUUUAAGAAGUUGCAACAUUGUUCAGAAGUUUUCUAGCAUAUCAUUUCAGCUUAACUUGGGACUGAAUAGGUGAUAGUGUCCUGAAAAAAGAAAGGAAAGGGGAUAGGCGACAGAGAAGGUACACUAAAAUUUUGGGCUCUUGGAACUAGCUAGGGGUAGAAGUUGAACUAUCGUUUUCAGUCAAGAAAUCAAGAUAAGUGUAGCUGCGCUGCCAUUUGAUUUUUUGCUCUCUUUUUCCAGUUCAGUGCGCAGUUGGUGGGCAACUGUAUGAUCAAGAGACCGUGACAUGUUCUCAAACUUACUCAACUUGCUCUGUAAAAAGUUUGACUAGCUAGUAUCAUCUCAAAACCCAUAAAAGCAGAGUUCUUUCUUUGUGUGUGAAAACCCAUAGCAUCGGAAGCGAAUCACAGUCGAUUUUCUUCCUUUUCGUUACCCUCCUUCGACGAAGGGGUUGAAGGAGGGUAACAAAUAUGUGCUCAACCUAGGAUCUCUGAUCCGGUUCUGCCUUGUGAGGGAGCAUAGGAGACAUCUGGAAGGAAAGCAUGACCCCUACAAGUCCAGUUUCUGGGGGAUGUCGCCACAAGCUAGACAACAAACUCGAUGUACAUAUGGUGUCUUAAUCAAAGCCUAUCAUGCACCUUGGUUAUAUAUGUUUCUCUUUUUUUAAUUUGUUGUUGCAAAUAUCAUUGCCAAUUUCUCCGUGGAUUUCUGAAGAUAAGAUACGGUGUCGUGGAAAGCGAGCGAGGCGAUUGGCCCACCCAGGUUUGGCCUGUCCUUGCAAGUGGGGGGCUUUUUUUCCACUUUCCUGUCUGGAAUAGGAUUCUCAGUCCACUAGUUUUCUUACAGGAAUCGAAUUCAAAGUCUCCUUCCUUUUUCUUAUUUGUUUACUUAUGAAUUAUUGCCUCUAAAAUACCAUGAUCAGAGAGAAAGAAGGCCAUGAACUUCUCAGAUCAUUAGUCUUUGAUGAGCACGUUUCAACAACCUUCUCCAGACGAGGAGACAUGGAAAAGAUGCUCAUGGUCUCACACAACAAGCAUAUGACAAAGAGUACCCUCCCUUGUGAUCUGGACCCUGAAGAAAAGCAUGAUGAACUCCAGGAUCCAGGCUGGUUCCCAACAACCUUUUCCAGAUCAAAAGGACAAGACAAGGAAGAAAGAUCAUCCCAUAGUCCACACCAGCACAUACUAGAAUUAAGAACCAUGGCUGGUUCUUCCUCUGCAUAUUGCAGGAAUUAACACCAUGGUUUUGGAUGCACAGAAGAAACCAACAGGGCAAGGAACAACCGAAGAGACAUGCCAUGGAAAGGAGGAACAGUUCUUUUUACUAGCUCAUAGUCUCAUACACACAUAGCUUUUCACAGGCCCUUGGUACAGAAUUUCUGGAGAGAAAC
Messenger RNA from Triticum urartu, 3482 nucleotides. RefSeq names its product B3 domain-containing protein Os06g0194400-like. The record is from RefSeq and is a predicted model, not a curated record. Lineage: Eukaryota; Viridiplantae; Streptophyta; Magnoliopsida; Poales; Poaceae. Gene Ontology annotation, molecular function: DNA binding.